GAAGGGAUUCGCCGCCCACUCCCGGAAGACGCAGCGGUCGAAUAGCAGAAUGGCACAGCGACACCCGAACCGACAUGAGGACGGUUUGACAGUUGGGUUGUGGGUGCGGCGCUCCAUACUCGACAGGCGGAGGAGGCGCGCGCUGCUCCGUCACGACACCGGCGGUCCAACCACCCGAACUUAGUGACAUAGUGUCAAGGGACGCAUUUAGACGAGACACGAACAGAACGGGCUCUGCUUUUGUUCCACUUCGAUGUUCUUUUCCUCUUUGCUAUGUUUGUACCAUAGUAGCUCUCCCAGACAUUUCACUACCUCACCGACAAACAGGAAGCAAGUGCGUGGGGCUGUCAAAUGCCACUUCCUCGACCGCCAGAUGGUCUCCUCCUCUGCUAUAAGCGCCUGUUCCUAUUCGACCGUCAUGUUCUACAUCUGCGUCGUCUUCUUCGGCUUGUUUACUGCCAGACAAGACGGCAGGACAACUCAAAAAGGACACGUCCAUUUGCAAAGGGCUUCCAGGAGUGGGAAGGCACAUGAGAAGCACAGAUAUAUAUAAGAUGCAGCACACCUGCGAAGCUCUAACAACUACAGACCUCGCCAGCUGACCUCAACCUCUUACCAAAGUUCAGGUGCCUUCGACUGACUCCUCAGCAUGUUGCUCAGGAGAAAGACCGAUGUCCAGGCGAGGAGCGGGCUGCCUGCAUCUCUGGAUCUCGUCCUUGUCCUCGUGCUCCUCCUGUUCUCCUCCUGCAGCCUCAGCGGCGCACACAGGACCACGGUGGAACAUGACUUUCACAUUGUGCACAACGUCGACAACAGAAGUCCAGAGAUCGACCCCUUCUGGUACGUGGGCCGCGGCGUGAGACCCAUCGGGCGCUUUGGGAAGCGACACAGCAGCGUUGAGGUAAUGGGUGAUGUGCCUGUUGUCAGGAUGCUGGAGCUGCUCUUCAACAGUCUACGGAACAAAGAGAACCUGGACAAAGUGCUGCAGGGAGAGGAUAGGGACUGGCUACCAUGACAACGUGCAUCGCUCCCUUGCAUCAAAACCAAAAAACUCUUUGCUUUGCUUUUUACAACGCUCUCAUUCUGUGUUUCUCUGGUGAGUGUUAAUAAAAUCA
Molecule: messenger RNA, 1115 nt
Organism: Phycodurus eques (leafy seadragon)
Lineage: Eukaryota; Metazoa; Chordata; Actinopteri; Syngnathiformes; Syngnathidae
Gene: prlh2
Product: prolactin releasing hormone 2
Exons: 6
Coding region: 650-1015 (121 amino acids)
Molecular function (GO): hormone activity
Source: RefSeq, a predicted model, not a curated record